This is a messenger RNA of Telopea speciosissima, 929 nucleotides long. Its product is annotated as probable aquaporin PIP1-4. Gene Ontology annotation, cellular component: plasmodesma; vacuole; plasma membrane. NCBI's taxonomy places the organism in Eukaryota, Viridiplantae, Streptophyta, Magnoliopsida, Proteales, Proteaceae. Bases 21 to 881 code for a protein of 286 amino acids. The record is from RefSeq and is a predicted model, not a curated record. Gene Ontology annotation, biological process: transmembrane transport; response to water deprivation. Gene Ontology annotation, molecular function: water channel activity. The transcript has 4 exons.
AGAGAGAGAGAGAGAGAGAGAUGGAGGGGAAAGAAGAGGACGUAAAAGUGGGAGCAAACAAGUUCCAGGAGAGGGUGCCGAUAGGGACGGCUGCCCAGAGCCAAGACAAGGACUACAGGGAGUCACCCGCAGAGCCGUUGUUCGAAGCAGGGGAGUUGAGGUCAUGGUCUUUCUACAGGGCAGGGAUCGCGGAGUUCAUGGCAACCUUCCUGUUCUUGUACAUCACCAUCUUGACGGUGAUGGGUGUGAAUAGGUCCCCCACCAAGUGUGCUUCCGUCGGGAUUCAAGGCAUCGCUUGGGCUUUCGGUGGAAUGAUCUUUGCUCUCGUCUAUUGCACUGCUGGCAUAUCAGGGGGUCACAUAAACCCAGCGGUGACUUUCGGACUGUUUCUGGCUAGGAAGCUAUCACUCACGAGGGCGGUGUUCUACAUGGUGAUGCAGUGUCUUGGGGCCAUCUGCGGUGCAGGAGUGGUGAAAGGGUUCCAGAAGAACCAGUACGAGAUGCUGGGUGGGGGUGCCAACGCGGUGGCCCAUGGCUACACCAAGGGCGAUGGCCUUGGAGCCGAGAUCGUCGGCACCUUCGUCCUCGUCUACACCGUCUUCUCUGCCACCGAUGCCAAGCGUAACGCCCGAGACUCUCACGUCCCCAUCUUGGCACCGUUGCCCAUUGGGUUCGCAGUGUUCCUGGUCCACUUGGCCACCAUUCCCAUUACAGGAACCGGUAUCAACCCAGCCAGGAGUCUCGGUGCCGCCAUCAUCUACAACAGGGACCACGCCUGGGAUGACCAUUGGAUUUUCUGGGUGGGACCUUUCAUCGGGGCAGCACUUGCAGCUCUCUACCAUCAGGUGGUGAUCAGGGCCAUUCCCUUCAAAUCCAAGUGAUUUAUAUAGAUGAUCACUAAUGCACAUAUAUAUAUAUAUAUAUAUAUG